CGGCGUGCAGCCCGCGCUUCUCCCCACCUGCAGCCCCUCCUCCCGCCGCUGCCGGGGGUGGGGAUAAAGAGCACGUCCUUGCCCUUCCUCGGCCUCUUCAGGUCCUGCUGUCCCCGGCCCCCACCCCGCCUUGCCUCCCCCCCCCCCCCCUUCCCUCCCCCGACUCUCCGGCCUCCCAUUCAUUCCGUGCGCUGCCUCCCUCCCCUUUCCUCUUUCCCGCCCCGGCCCUCCCCCAGAGCCUCCCCACGCGGACCCCGUUGCAGUCUCGCUAUUCUUAGCACAUUCGUGGAAGUUUAGGGCCUGGAUGGUGCCCCCAAGUCCGGCCUGAGAACGCAGCCCGAGCUGCUGGCCGGGAACAGGAAGAUGUCUGUGCUCAAGCGGAUGAUGCGGGUCUCCAAUCGCUCCCUCCUUGCCUUCAUCUUCUUCUUCUCCCUCUCCUCGUCCUGCCUCUACUUCGUCUAUGUGGCUCCAGGCAUCGCCAACACGUAUCUCUUCAUGGUACAAGCUCGAGGAAUAAUGUUGAGAGAAAAUGUGAAGACCAUAGGACAUAUGAUCAGGCUGUACACAAACAAGAACACCACACUCAACGGUACAGAUUAUCCUGAAGGCAAUAAUUCAAGUGAUUAUCUUGUUCAAACAACAACAUAUCUUCCGGAAAACUUCACAUAUUCACCAUAUCUCCCCUGCCCAGAAAAACUGCCUUAUAUGCGGGGAUUCCUCAAUGUCAAUGUAAGUGAAAUCACUUUUGAUGAAAUUCAUCAACUCUUCUCCAAGGAUUUAGAUAUUGAGCCAGGAGGUCACUGGAGGCCUAAAGACUGUAAACCCAGAUGGAAGGUGGCAGUUCUCAUUCCUUUCCGGAAUCGCCAUGAACAUCUCCCAAUUUUUUUCUUGCAUCUGAUUCCAAUGCUCCAGAAGCAGAGGCUGGAAUUUGCCUUUUAUGUCAUUGAACAGACCGGCACACAGCCUUUUAACCGUGCGAUGCUCUUCAACGUGGGCUUCAAAGAGGCCAUGAAAGACAGCGUCUGGGACUGCGUAAUCUUCCACGAUGUGGAUCAUCUACCCGAAAAUGACCGAAACUAUUACGGUUGUGGAGAAAUGCCGCGUCAUUUUGCAGCAAAGCUGGAUAAAUACAUGUAUAUUCUUCCAUAUAAAGAGUUUUUUGGUGGUGUAAGUGGACUGACAGUGGAACAAUUUAAAAAGAUCAAUGGUUUUCCUAAUGCCUUCUGGGGAUGGGGAGGAGAAGAUGAUGACCUUUGGAAUAGAGUUCACUAUGCUGGAUACAAUGUAACAAGACCAGAGGGAGACUUGGGGAAAUACAAAUCUAUUCCUCAUCACCAUCGAGGUGAAGUCCAGUUUUUAGGACGGUAUAAAUUACUGAGGUAUUCAAAAGAGCGUCAGUACAUCGAUGGGUUGAACAAUUUAAUAUAUACGCCAAAAAUACUGGUUGAUAGGUUGUAUACAAACAUAUCUGUAAACCUCAUGCCAGAGUUAGCUCCAAUUGAAGAGUAUUAAAAGAAGUAGCUGUCAUGGCAAAGCUAGACCACAAUGCUGAUCACAGACUUGGAGUGUAUUCUAAAUGGAGGUCAGUGAAUGGACGUGUCACAGUGCCCUGAUCCGUGAGAAGAGCCAGCUGUCCUUAGUGUUUACGGUGUGAGAUUAUAUGCUAUCACCCAUCCUGGACUCUGAGACACUCGCCCACGGCAAGCACUGUGGAGACUCAGUGCCGUUGCGGAAGUCUGGAAGUUAAGAGGGCCUCCCUACAAAGAGAAAGUUUUUAUACUAACAUAUAUAAUUUAAUUCAAGAGAAUGCUUUAUUUCUGUUUAAACAUGUUUUGUAUAUAUGUGAUGUAAAUUAAUGUGUUCAAAUUGUUGAAAAAGAUGUGUUGCAGUUUUGCAUGUAAUUGGUCAUGCCUUUAUUGGACUUUUCUAGACAUUUUUAUUUGCAUGGAAAAAAACAAUGCAAAUUUAUGUCACUAAACAAAGGUUAACCCUUGUGUGAAAUGAAGGAACUGUCAAUAAUUGACAGCCAACUAAUACAGUAAGUGGUUAUACUAGUUUUGAGCUUUAGACCUUCAGGCUCUUGUGUGGAAGUCACAGCUUUCUUAGGGUUCUAAAGGAUAAGAAGAAAGGAGUUGAACAGCUCUUCUUCCUACCAGGAUUACCUGUUUUUUUCCUUGGCUUGCAAUCUCAUCAGAUUUUGCUAAGUCACAGCCAUAUUGUUUAUGCACAUUGCAUGAGUAUUACCAAGAAAAUCGUAAACGUUGUGAUGUAACACGAUAUAAAGGACCUCUUUAUGUUAACUGUCUUUCAUGUAUCUUUGGUGUAAUUGUCAGGGAUUUUGUGCCUCAAAAAAUGUUCCCAAGGUUGUGUGUGUUUGUACACUGUAUUUUUUUUUUAAUUCAUAGUGAACAGCACUUUUAUUAUUUCUAGUUCAGAAGAGCCAAAAAACAAUUUUCAUUAAAAAAAAAUCAAAAUGAUUUUUUUUAAAAGAAUGAGCUAUGGAAAACCCAGUAGUACUUAUAAUAUACAAAUGAAUUAUACUAUUAGAUAAGAAAUUAAAUGUUCUAUUUUUAUGAAGAUAAAUGCUUAGUAGAUGAAAACAAACUUUAAGUUUAAUUCUGGGACUCAGAAUUUCAAGUUUUGAAGGGAACCUUUAAUGCCGGCCAGUUUUAUUAGAACUAUAUAUUUUUUUCACUUUUAAGAAAUUACAUUUCUGGUAUUCUUAAAAUUGCCUCACUGAAAGCAUAAUUUAAUAGAAUUAUUUUAAAAUACAUAAUCAGUUAUUUAAAUGCGGUGACAUUAUAGGACACUGCUCUGAGAAUAGGUCUUACUAUCUGACAUCCAGUGUAUUGCUUUAUCUUCAAGUUGGGUGAAGUUUUCAUGGCAAACCAAACCGCAUCCUUACUUUGAAAAUUAUCCACUGUAGUCAACCAAAGAGUCUACAAAAUCUUAACAUUUUCAGAAAUUUAAGACAAAAAAUUAUGCAUCUCUUAAGUGAGUCUGCAAAAACAAUGAAGAACAAAAGAAAUCUAUCUAUGAGGGAUGUUGGGAUAACAUUUGCCUCAUGGAUUGUUCCCCUAAAACAGAAACAAAGUUAUUUGUCUCAGGUUUAAGUUUAAUUGUGAAGUGUUAUUUUUUUAUGGCAAUAUUGGCAAUACAAAUGACCACAAACCAAAUCAUAAAAUAAUUGAAUUUCUUAUACUUUGAAAAAAUGGAUUGCUCUCCCUUUAUGAUACCAAACAGAAUUUUCCAUAUUUAUUUCUUAGAAUUAUUUCCAAAAUAUUUGCCUUCCUUUUUUUUUGGUGGUACUCAAAAUAACAAAAAAAUCGAACCUUCCAAAAAAUAAGAGAUUUGUUCUUAAUUUGUGUAUCUGUUCGUUUUGGUCUCAUAGCCAACGCAGUUUGUUUAAUUUGGUGAAAUGCAAGACGGUUGGGAAUGUUAACAUUUGUAAUCACUAACAAGAUAGUAGGGGCAUAGGAGCAUAAUUAAUCCAAUAAUACUUAAAUAUUUUUUUAAUACUUACAUAUUUUAAUUGUGGGGAAAAUUAGGGCUGUUUCUGAGUCUUAUACGUAAAACAUAUAUUUUGCUUUUGAAAGUGAAGCUGCCCACGUUUUGGAAUCUUCAUUUUGAUACACACUCCAGUUUCAAGAGCACUCAGUUCUACUAGUAUCUGCCUUAUUUUCUUGGAAGUCUAAUAGCAAUUUUUGUUUCAUGAAUGAGCCAUAUUACUUAGCUUUCUUCAGUUUUGAAUAUGCUGUGUCAUCCUGUGAAAAUCAUCUCAUUAAUUUCCUUUUUGUCUUUUCCGUUUCCUUUUUGUUUUGCUUUUUAAGCGCACACCAAAAAUUGAUUUUUGCCUAUAAAGAAUGACUUUUAUGUGUUUCCGUAAGAGUGAUAUAUACACUUUGCUCAGUUAUCUUUGUUUUAUGAAAAUAAACCUAUUCCAUAAAAAUUAACAAGUCCAUUGCAAAUGCAAAUUCUCUGUCGUUACGUUUGGUGGAUUUAUUAGUGAACGUGUAUUGAUCGCCUGCACUGUCAGCGUGAGGUAUGUCUACAGAAAACAUAUUUUAUUUCUGAACACAUCCAAUCAAGCAAGUUGAAACCUUUCGAAAAUUACGAAGACAUUCUCUGAUAACUUAUCGGUUGUACUUUCUUAGUUUCAAAGUCAAGAAACUUAUGUACGUAGACAUGGCACUCUUACAAGGUCCCUAUGGCACUACUGGGAAAGUUACAUAGUGCCUUUCAACUCCAGAGAGAAGUAAUGAUUAAUGGAUCUGUUGGUAGAAAAGAGAUGGAAAAGUGUACACAUGAGUAUUUUUUUAAAUCUACAUUUAAAUUUGUAUUUUGCGAAAAGGUGUUCAAUAAGAAAACUUCUUUACAGUGUUAUGCAAACACGUGAUUAUGUAUCAGAAGCUUGCUUAGAUUCCCUUUCCAACCAAAAUACUGCUACCCAUUUUAAAAUAAAAUGGAAAAAUGACCAAUACAAAAUUCUCCUUCUUUCGGAGGCUUCCUACAAGUGAAAGCAGAUUUUGUGUCAUUUUAUUUGGCCUUUCCUUGUAUCUGUUGUAUUUCUGUAUGUGCUCGUUAGACAAAUAUUAGCACUCUGGAUUUAUUGCCUUGUAUUUGCAAGUAUGCCAACUGAGAGGUCUAAAAUGGCCAGUGUGGUUUAUCUGAAAGAGGAAGUGUACUUAAGAUCAUUUUAUUUAUUAGAUCUGAAAGGCUUCUACAUAAAUGCACUGAAAUAAAUGCUAGUAAUUUCUUGUA
Neofelis nebulosa (Clouded leopard) is the source of this 4761-nucleotide messenger RNA. RefSeq names its product beta-1,4-galactosyltransferase 6 (gene B4GALT6). Gene Ontology annotation, biological process: carbohydrate metabolic process; glycosphingolipid biosynthetic process. The transcript is spliced from 9 exons. Bases 364 to 1512 code for a protein of 382 amino acids. NCBI's taxonomy places the organism in Eukaryota, Metazoa, Chordata, Mammalia, Carnivora, Felidae. The record is from RefSeq and is a predicted model, not a curated record. Gene Ontology annotation, molecular function: UDP-galactose:glucosylceramide beta-1,4-galactosyltransferase activity.